AUGGCAUCAUUUGAUUCAACUAUUGCACUUCUAAUAGCCCACGCCUUAACUGCUAAACAGGCAUGGGGGAUCUUACAAACCACAUAUGCCAACCAAUCUCAUUCUAUAAUUUUUGGCCUAUGCGAAAUUCUUUCCAACCUCAAACAAGAGUCACGCCCUGUCAGUGACUACAUGAAGGAAAUCAAGUCAAUCUCUGAUGAUCUUGCUUCAAGUGGUUCACCAUUGUCCACUGAAGAGUUGGUAAUCAAGGUUCUAAGUGGCCUCGGAUCGGACUUCAAGCAAAUUGCUGCUGCAAUAUGUGCCAGAGGUAAUCCCAUCUCUUUUGAGGAAUUGUUUGACAAGCUGCUUGCACUUGAAGUCUUUGUUAAACACUCUGAAGCAAAGAAUGAAGCACCCCUUGUCACUGCAUGCCCAAUUUCACCAACACUCCAGCAAUAA
Messenger RNA from Nicotiana attenuata, 438 nucleotides. RefSeq lists its product as uncharacterized. Lineage: Eukaryota; Viridiplantae; Streptophyta; Magnoliopsida; Solanales; Solanaceae. The coding region runs from base 1 to 438 and encodes 145 amino acids. The record is from RefSeq and is a predicted model, not a curated record. The transcript has a single exon.